This is a messenger RNA of Antrostomus carolinensis (chuck-will's-widow), 2150 nucleotides long. RefSeq names its product Rho/Rac guanine nucleotide exchange factor 18 (gene ARHGEF18). The transcript has 12 exons. Lineage: Eukaryota; Metazoa; Chordata; Aves; Caprimulgiformes; Caprimulgidae. The annotation marks the transcript as partial. The record is from RefSeq and is a predicted model, not a curated record.
AUAUUCUGGCAGUCCUGUUAACCGAUGUACUGCUGCUCUUACAAGAAAAGGACCAAAAAUACACAUUUGCAUCAGUGGACUCUAAACCACCAGUUAUCUCAUUGCAAAAGCUGAUUGUAAGAGAGGUAGCUAACGAGGAAAAGGCCAUGUUCUUAAUUAGUGCUUCCUUAAAAGGACCAGAAAUGUAUGAAAUUCACACAAGCUCGAAAGAGGAGAGGAAUUCCUGGAUGGCACACAUCCGCAGAGCUGUGGAAAGCUGUCCUGAUGAAGAAGGAGGAACAUUUAAUGAACCUGAAGCAGAGAGGAGACUGGCUGAAGCACGAGCUGCUAAGUUAAAAGAUUUUCAAGAGCGUUUGAACAUGAAAGAUGACCUGAUUAUGCAAAGUCUAACUGAGAAGCAACAGAUUUAUCUAGAAAUGUCUGAAAUGAAUGGGUUUGAAGACCAUUCCCAAGGAUCCCGAUCUAGGCUGCUUCUUCGGGGGGAUAUCUCAGAAAACCUGCAGGGAGAGGCGAUUCUGAAGUCUGCAGUGACGGAAGCUGAAAAUCUCCAGAACCUUAUCUUCACUCACUUAGGCAGUGGGUCCUGUCAGCCUGAAGAUGGCUCUGGGUCGGGACUCCCCAGGAGAGCAGAGACCUUUGGAGGAUAUGACAGUAGUCCUUCAACAUCAAAUAAAAGUGGUAGUUUUAGGAAGAAUAGUGGUGGUGACCAGAGACCAUGGGACUGGAAAGGCCCUGCAGCAAGUUCAGAUGUGCAACUCCAUGACCUCCCUUCUGAUGUAGAAGAAGGAUCCCAAACCAGUGAUGUAACGAGGCUGGAGGACAGCAGUGGUUUUCAGCCCACCAUAGAGUCUCAGCUUGUCCAAAGGAUACAAACACUGUUACAGCUGCUCUUCAGUCUUCAGGCAGUGAUAUCUCAGCAGGACAGCUACAUUGAGAUGCAACGAGCCACCAUGAUAGACCGGGAGAAGCAAUACCGGCUGCAGUCUACACGAGGCAAUCUGCUGCUAGAGCAGGAGAAACAGCGGAACUUUGAAAAGCAAAGAGAAGAACUGAUGAACGUACAGAAACUUCAGAACCAGCUGAAGCUGGAGCAGCAGCGCCUGGAACGGGAGAGGAGUCGGCAGCAGAGGGAGUUUGAAAGGACAGAAGCUCGGCUGCAGGAGCGUGAAGAGGAGACUCGGCAGCUGAGAGAGAAGUUGAAUCAAGAGAGGGAAGAACUCGAGAGGCAGCGAGAGGCCUAUCAGCAUGACCUGGAGAGACUGCGGGAAGCUCAGAGAGCAGUCGAGAAAGAGAAGGAGCGUCUAGAUCAGCUGAGGAAGCUGAAGAAGCAGAACACGGUGUCAGGCACGUUCUCCCCAGAAAUGGGACAGAACCAGAUGCUAAGUCAUUCUCUCAGCUUCAAUGGAGAAGGGGUGGAACCAUCUCUACCUGUCUCAAAAACCUCUGUGAGAGUGAGUGUCUCUGGGAUGGAUUACCUGGAACGGCCAGACUUGGUUCGUAGGGACAGUACCACCCUGGAGAACCGUCCGGUUCUUGCGUUGAAGAAUGAAGUGCCAAUCCAUCUCCUGAGUGCAACUAAUCAGAUACAGAAACCAGCUGCAGUCCAGCAGCAGAUUCCUACUAAGCUGGCCACGUUUACCAAAGGAAGCAAAGAGAAAAGUGGGAAGAACAAAGCAUCUCAUAGGACAGACAGUUCAGCAUCUGUUGAUCAGAAGCAGCUGCUCCCUCCCAGGCUUGUUGGACGAGAAGAGGGUGUCCUGAGGGGCAGACGAUCAGCAAGUCCAGUCCUCCCAAGCAGCCAGACCACUGCAUUCCAGCCAGAAUUGUAUGGCCCUACAGACGCUCAGCCAGAAGCACUUUCAUCUGCCUCAGCGAACCUGUUCAAACCCAAUAACGUUCACGUUCAGACCCUGGUGACCUCUCAGCCGAGUCUGUUAAAUGUACAAGAUGAUACCAGCAAAGAAGAUGUAAUUUUCUUCUAAUUGUUCCCAUUUAAAGAUUAAUCUCCUGACAUACUGUUUCAAGAACUCAGGCCCCAGUGUUCAACAUGACACAGACCUGACAAGGAUGUCUUUUCAUCCCUGCCCCGUUACUGCUAACAAGGACCAGACCAGGAUUACUGUUGGACUCUGGCUACUCUGCCAGCAGCU